AUGAAGGAUUCUGUAGUUACCUCUUAUGAUUGUAUUACCAAACCUCUUAAAGUGAUCAAACAGCAGCUUGAACAAUCAUAUCGUACUGAUUCAUCGGUGCAGAAUGAAUUUGACAUACCAACAUAUUUUCAAACCAUUUUCUCAACUGAAGAAAGCGUGCUUGAGAUACCUUCUUUAAAUGAUACUUCCGUGUACGAUAUUCCACACCAUUCGCUUGUUCGCUUUCGGGCCAUGAUUCAGAACACGGGAUUUGGUCACGAAAUGUUUGUAAGCUUUUAUGAAACAUCGGAUCAUAAGGGUAACAAGAAAUGGAAAUACAACAAGUAUUCGGACGAUAUGGAUACGGAAUGUCCGUCGUUUAGUGAAACUAAUGAAUCGGGAGCUGACAUCGAAGAAAUUGUGAGAUCGACGGCGAAUAUGCAUUUAGACAACAGCAAGGGCGAGAAUAGAUUUAAAAAAGUCGCUUCCAAAUUUCCAUUCCCCAAUGAAGAUCACGUGGCUGCUAUAGUAAAAUUUUAUGAAAAAGAUGACUCUUUAAAAGUAACCGAUGUUGUUGAAUUCAUCGGUGUCCUUUCUCAUCCUAAAGAAUUAAGCGAUGAUGAACUAGAACAAGACGAUGAAGAAUGUGGCUUCGAUGUUGCGUUCUCCAUUGUCCCUUGUAUCCAUGCGAUCUAUUACAGGACACUUCAUAUGUCAGGAAAUCCACUUAUAUCGCUCCAACUGACUGAUCCUUAUGAUAUACAACGUCGUGCAAGUCAUAUACGAAGUUCGUUACUCCAAUAUAUUGCUGCCGCGUUCAAAAAUGAUUACUUAGUAGCUGAAUUUGUUUUGCUACAACUUUUAUCUAGAAUAUAUAACCGACGUAAUGGUUUGACCCUUGGUAAACUUGUAUUGAAUAUAAGUAACGUGCCAUCAUGUCCCCUCGUUACAAACGGGCGCUUAUCUUCAUCUUCCAAUUCGGGUCUAAUUCAUUCAAAUGUGUUUACAAAGCGUGUAUCCACUGUUCUUUCCUCACUUCUGCCAAAGUAUCAUGAUCUUCCUUUAACUCUUUCGACUUUUAAUGAGUUCCUUUUUUAUCCGCGAGAUAACGAUAAGUUAGAUUCUGGGAUACUUCAAGUUAAUCAAGGAACUUGGUUUUUAAUUGAUGAGACUGUUAUGGAAGAAGGAAAACUCGAUGAUAUUGGCGUUCGUAAUCUACAAGCGUUGAAUGAAAUUCUUGACAAUCAGAAACUUAAAUAUGCUUUUCCAUUUAAUGAUUUUGAAUUUGAAACUGAUAUUGGUGCAAUCAUAUUGUCGAAUGCAAGAUCAUUUCUACCUUGUGAUUGCAUUAUUCCUUUAAUUCCUAACGUUGAAGAUACGUUAAUGUUUGACGUACAAGAAGAAAUCUUAGCAGAAUUUAGGAUAUAUCUUAGUACUCUUCGAUACGCUGAAUAUUCUAUCCCUGAAAGUGUUUCGGAGCAUAUUCAAAAUGAAUUCGUCAACCAACGGAAAAAUGCCUCAAAAACUGGUCAACCUUUGGUAACUCAAACUGACCUAUUACUGCGAAUGACUUUAGCAAGAUUGGUAACUUUAAGCUUUGGUCAAUUUGAGCUAACACCGGAGCUGUGGAACUAUACACAAAAAUUGGAUGAUCAACGAAAACAACGCAUUCAAAUACAUAAUCCCGAUAUUCUUGAUGCUGAUGAAGGUAUGAUUCUGACGAGUCAAGUUCUUGCAAGUGCAGAUCUCAAUAUUCAAGAUUUUGAACAAUCAAAAAUCUGA
Molecule: messenger RNA, 1761 nt
Organism: Cetraspora pellucida
Lineage: Eukaryota; Fungi; Glomeromycota; Glomeromycetes; Diversisporales; Gigasporaceae
Source: the annotation of a GenBank genome assembly